Condylura cristata (star-nosed mole) is the source of this 2500-nucleotide messenger RNA. It is a transcript of the gene NIPA1, whose product is annotated as non imprinted in Prader-Willi/Angelman syndrome 1. The transcript has 4 exons. The record is from RefSeq and is a predicted model, not a curated record. NCBI's taxonomy places the organism in Eukaryota, Metazoa, Chordata, Mammalia, Eulipotyphla, Talpidae. Gene Ontology annotation, cellular component: membrane. The coding region runs from base 112 to 876 and encodes 254 amino acids. Gene Ontology annotation, molecular function: magnesium ion transmembrane transporter activity. Gene Ontology annotation, biological process: magnesium ion transport.
UAUGUAGGUAACUGUAAACCUCUUGCUCCAUGCUUUCCUGACAUUGUGAUCUCUUCUUUCAUAGGUACUUCGUAUUUAACAGAUAUUGUCUGGUGGGCAGGCACAAUUGCAAUGGCUGUUGGCCAGAUUGGAAACUUCCUGGCUUACACGGCGGUCCCCACAGUCCUGGUGACUCCCUUGGGUGCCCUCGGAGUGCCGUUUGGGUCCAUUUUAGCCUCUUACCUUCUGAAGGAAAAACUCAACAUCUUGGGCAAAUUGGGGUGUCUGCUAAGCUGUGCAGGUUCUGUCGUGCUGAUUAUCCACUCCCCAAAAUCUGAGAGUGUGACCACUCAGGCCGAGCUGGAAGAAAAACUGACCAACCCAGUGUUCGUCGGCUAUCUGUGCAUCGUGCUUCUCAUGCUGCUGCUGCUCAUCUUCUGGAUUGCCCCGGCCCACGGGCCCACCAACAUCAUGGUCUACAUCAGCAUCUGCUCCUUGCUGGGGAGCUUCACCGUGCCUUCCACCAAGGGCAUCGGGCUGGCAGCCCAAGACAUCUUCCACAACAACCCGUCCAGCCAGCGCGCGCUCUGCCUGUGCCUGGCGCUGCUGGCCGUGCUCGGCUGCAGCAUCAUCAUCCAGUUCAGAUACAUCAACAAGGCGCUCGAGUGCUUCGACUCCUCCGUGUUCGGGGCCAUCUACUACGUCGUGUUCACCACGCUGGUCCUGCUGGCCUCGGCCAUCCUCUUCCGGGAGUGGAGCAAUGUGGGGCUGGUGGACUUCCUGGGCAUGGCCUGUGGCUUCACCACCGUCUCCGUGGGGAUUGUCCUCAUACAGGUGUUCAAAGAGUUCAAUUUCAACCUGGGGGAAAUGAACAAAUCUAACAUGAAAACAGACUAGGAUGCAGCGGGGUUGGGUGGCUCGAGGAACAGGAGGUAAGUGUGGCUUCUAAUUUGAUGAGCUGGAGAAGAGUCCUGAAUCUGGUAUUGGAGUUGCCUGUGUAUUAAUGCGUAAGCCGCUGAACACUGGGGGGCAUUGUUCAGCACUGAGGAGGGAGUUUAGCCCUCUGCAAGAGGAAGUGCUACCUGGUUGCCCAGGAGUCAUCUCUCUCUGAUGAGAGCAAUCUCAUGUUCAUUGCCAUGAACCUGGAAGCUUUCAUGAAUUCUCUUUCCUUUUAAAGCAUUUUAAACAUUACUGAAAUAGAAAAUAAAGAUGGGCUCUUUCUGGGUAGUCUUUGGAGGGGAGCAGAUAGUCUUGUGUAGAAGAUUGCUUUGGAAAUGGGGGAAAUUCGUGUCCUGAAAUCUGACUCUGUACAGUAAAUGUGUAGUUGCAUUAUUUUGAUUUAAGCAUGUAUAACAUUCAGAUACCACAUCUAAAUAAGAGGUAUAUACAUUUGUUUUUAAUCCUCUAACAAACUCUCCCACCCUUCCCACUCCCAACACACACUCCAGGAAAUUUCAGUUGCCACUAGAGAGAGAGAGUGAAUGAAUGUGCUGCAGUGUUCCACUUGCAAGAUGACUUUCCAAUAGCUCAAAUCAAUUUCAGUGCCUUUAUCACUUGAACUAUUCACUUAAUUUGACUAUUACUGUGUGUAUGUUCUUUUAGAUAGAAUAAUGCAACCUCUUUAAUUAUACUUUAAUAUUUCACUAUUCAAAACAUAAAUGUUUAAAGCAGUUAGAAAUAAUACCUAUUUAGUUGUUGGAAGAGAGUCAAGACUAAAAGCUACAUUAGAGCAAAUUGAUCCUUUUAGCAUGUAGUUAUAGUCCAAUUAAAGACAACUGACUUAAAUAGCAUGAGGUAUUUUAUUUGCACUUAAUCUAUGUAACUGGGAUCCAGUAACAAAUAUAUUCACAUUCUCUUUUUGCAAGGCUUGUGGCCACUCAGAAGAAACAAAUUAUUUAAUUUGAUUAAUAAAGCUGUUAAAGGAGAGAGUCACUGUUUAGUAGCAUAUAGUGAAUUUCUUAAAGUACAGAAACAAGUUAAAGGACUCAGUUAAGUUAGUCUCUAUUAGGUGUUUUGCAUUUCCAAGAGAAUCUCUAGCAAAAAUAAAAUCAAUUGCAUUAUCUCAUUGUUGUUUGAGAGGACAGAGAACCCAGUCUCUCAUUACAUUUCUGAAGUGCAAAAUAACCAUUAAUUAUGCUAAUAGUUGGAUCCAUAUUCAUUUGUCUAUAGCAACCUUCCCUGUGCAUUAAUUGGGAGCAAAGCACAAAAUGAUGCAGAUAUUUUAUCCAGUGAUCACUUCAAGUGCAGUGUUUUAUCUAAAAAGGGAGCGAGGCCAAGUUGAAAGAUGGGGUUGGGUAAGGUAGGUUUGGUGAAGCAGAAAUUUACAUACAAUAUGAAGUAUGGAAUUUAGUAAUAGUCAGUGAAAAUUACUAAUGAAAACUUUUUUCAGGCAAAAAGAACAUUUUUAAAUACAAAUAAAAAAUGUCAUUCCCUAAAGAGUUGAACAAAGAGACUGAAGAAAAUAGGGCUAAGGUUAACAAAGAACAAAUUCCCUUUGUGAAUUAAAAGUGCACAUAAUGAU